AUGGGGAAAUCGCGCCCUACCCCAAAACCCACGAGUUUGAACAUCGUCCCCUACCCCGAUACCCACGAGUGUGAAUAUUCCCCCUACCCCGAGAUCCACGGGUGUGAAUAUCUCGCCCCUACCCCAACACCCACGAAUGAGAAAAUCGCGCCCUACCCCAAAACCCACGAGUUUGAACAUCGCCCCCUACCCGGAGACCCACGUGUGGGAACAUCGCCCCCUACCCCGAGACACACGUGUGUAAAUAUCGCGUACCUUACACCGAGACCCACGAAUGGCAAUAUCGCGCCCCUACACCGAGGCCCACGUGUGCGAACCGCGCCCCUUACCCCGAGUCCCACGUGUGUGAAUAUCACGCCCCCUACCCCGAGACCCAUGAGUGUGAAUAUCGCGCCCCUACACCGAGGCCCACGUGUGCGAACCGCGCCCCUUACCCCGAGACCCACGGAUGUGAAUAUCGCGCCCCUUACACCGAGCCCCACGUGUGUGAAUAUCACGCCCCCUACCCCGAGGCCCGCGUGUAUGAACAUCGCUCCCUACCCGGAGACCCACGUGUGUGAACAUCGCACCAUACCCCGAAAACCACGAGUUUGA
Mizuhopecten yessoensis (Yesso scallop) is the source of this 594-nucleotide messenger RNA. Its product is annotated as extensin-like. The record is from RefSeq and is a predicted model, not a curated record. NCBI's taxonomy places the organism in Eukaryota, Metazoa, Mollusca, Bivalvia, Pectinida, Pectinidae. The transcript has a single exon. The coding region runs from base 1 to 594 and encodes 197 amino acids.